UAGACAAUAUAGUUCCAUUCUUAAAACAACAGAGACUGAAUGAAACCGCAAAAUAUCUGAAUACGAGUAUUUUUAAAUAUUUACCCACAAUGAGUGCACAAAGGUGUUAUGGUGUUCUUCUGGUAGUUACUUUUGUAAGCUUGGGAAAUUCCUUAGAAUGCUACAACUGUUCCGUCACUGUUACAGCAAAUGCUGGUGAUCCUUGUAAAGGGAUAGGAGGAGUUACAAAAUGUCAGGAUCCUGCAGUGUGUUUGUCGGCUACAUAUUCAUAUGAAGUGCCCUACCCGCUAUUAAAGCAAUACAUCACCCUGAAGUCCUGCUACCUCGACAUGGGUGGGGAAGAAUGUGAGACGUUUUUGAAAAAUAUUAAGACCAACAAUCCCUCAAACGUACAAAUUGAAUUUACCGAAAAAUGUUUCACUUGCCAGGAAAAAGGGUGCAAUAUGGCGAAGCCUCAGGAGCCGCAGUCGUCCACGUCUACAACUUCCGAUAACCACUUGCAGUACAUUUUACUUGCCAGUUUGUUGUGUUAUUUGAGCACUUUCUUAUAAGUCAUAACAAGUUCUCAAUAUGUAACUCAAUAUUUAUGAUUAAACAUAUGAUCAUGUGAUACUAAAGUAACAAAAUAAUGUUAAAUAAAUUUGCAAAACCCUCAGUUCUUUAAAUCGUAUAUUUCAUUAGUCUUCACAUUUUAUAGUAUAGGCAACCAG
Molecule: messenger RNA, 710 nt
Organism: Anoplophora glabripennis (Asian longhorned beetle)
Lineage: Eukaryota; Metazoa; Arthropoda; Insecta; Coleoptera; Cerambycidae
Exons: 3
Coding region: 90-551 (153 amino acids)
Source: RefSeq, a predicted model, not a curated record